AAUAUUAAACAUUCUUCCUUCCUGGUCUUCCUGGAACUUUAGUCCAAAUAUCUUAUCCACCUAUCUAAGCUCAAUCUAUCUCAUUGCCCAUCAUGGCGCGCAAGUUCUUUGUCGGCGGCAACUUCAAGAUGAACGGGACUCUCUCGUCCAUCAAGGAGAUUGUCGAUAACUUGAACAAGGCUCAGUUAGAUCCCAACGUUGAGACCGUCAUAGCUCCGCCGGCCAUCUACCUCCUCUUUGUCCGCGAACACCUAAAGAAGGAAAUCGGCGUUGCUGCGCAGAACGUUUUUGACAAGCCAAACGGUGCCUUCACCGGUGAGAUUUCAGCCCACCAACUUAAGGACGGUGGUAUCGACUGGACCAUCCUCGGUCACUCCGAACGACGCACUAUCCUAGCUGAGAGUGAUGAGGUUGUUGCUUCCAAGACUAAGUACGCUACCGAGAAUGGCCUCAGCGUCAUCUGGUGCUGUGGCGAGUCUCUAGAGCAGCGAGAAGCUGGCAAGACCCUCGAAGUCAUCGCAGCCCAACUAGCUGCCUUAAAGUCGCAGAUCUCGGAUUGGAGUAAGAUCGUCAUUGCCUACGAGCCUAUCUGGGCCAUUGGCACCGGCAAGGUUGCUACAACCCAGCAGGCCCAGGAGGUACAUGCAUCUAUCCGUGAAUGGCUAGCCAAGGAGGUGAGCCAGAAGGUUGCCGACGAAACCAGGAUCCUGUACGGCGGCAGCGUCAGCGAGAAGAACUGCAAGGAUCUCAGCAAGGAGAAGGAUAUCGACGGCUUCCUCGUUGGUGGUGCCAGUCUUAAGCCCGCAUUUGUGGACAUCAUCAACAGCAGGUCUUAAACGAGACAAAACUGGCAUGUUAGCAGGAAGCUACCUCCAAUGAGAGGGAUGAUGAUUGAUAAUUAGAUGAGAAGGUUCAUUUAUGGACUAUAAAUCCUAGGCUAUCGCCUCUCUUCUCACUGUCUAAUUUAAAGCCGCAGUAAAAGCGGAUUAUCACUGGGUUUGGAAGU
Messenger RNA from Daldinia vernicosa, 1006 nucleotides. Its product is annotated as Triosephosphate isomerase. The record is from RefSeq and is a predicted model, not a curated record. Gene Ontology annotation, molecular function: triose-phosphate isomerase activity. Gene Ontology annotation, cellular component: cytosol. The coding region runs from base 93 to 836 and encodes 247 amino acids. Gene Ontology annotation, biological process: glycerol catabolic process; glycolytic process; glyceraldehyde-3-phosphate biosynthetic process. The transcript has 4 exons. NCBI's taxonomy places the organism in Eukaryota, Fungi, Ascomycota, Sordariomycetes, Xylariales, Hypoxylaceae.